AUGGAUUCCAAAGGUAACGUCCGAAGUGGAAACAAACCUGACGUCAAGACCCCCAGCUCUGGGAAGCCAGAAAAGCCCAACCCUGGGCCUGCCACGAAUGCAGACAAGAAGGAGGUCCCCAAGGAGCAGCCAGCUCCUGCCACCGCCACCAAGAAGGCGGGGGGUGACGCUGCUGUCGCCAACAACCACAGCAACCUGAAACCCAGCCCUGCCACCACGGAGACACAGGAGGCCACCGGCCAGUCCCCUGACUCUGACCACAAGGGAAACAGCUCUGAGGAGUCACCAGGCAGCAUCUUUGACAACAUGAAGCCCUUGCUCAUCGCGGGAGGGGUGGCGGUGGCCGCGCUGGCGGUGGUUCUGGGGGUGGCCUUCCUAGCCCGGAAAAAAUGA
This is a messenger RNA of Chaetura pelagica (chimney swift), 393 nucleotides long. RefSeq names its product cell cycle exit and neuronal differentiation 1 (gene CEND1). The transcript has a single exon. NCBI's taxonomy places the organism in Eukaryota, Metazoa, Chordata, Aves, Apodiformes, Apodidae. Gene Ontology annotation, biological process: radial glia guided migration of cerebellar granule cell; cerebellar Purkinje cell differentiation; cerebellar granular layer maturation. The record is from RefSeq and is a predicted model, not a curated record. Bases 1 to 393 code for a protein of 130 amino acids.